AUGGCACCGGAUCUCAAUACACUAGAAAGCGGCAAGCGGUGGGACUAUUCUACCCCAGGAUCUGGCGGCUAUGACAUCCCAGACAUCGUCUACGAUGAUCCUUCAUCUCGAAAACUCAAGAUCUUGACCAUCGGGGCUGGCUUGUCGGGUAUUCAGAUGGCAUACCAGAUUCAGAAGAACACACAGAACGUCGAGCAUGUUAUCUAUGAGAAGAAUGCCAACCUAGGAGGCACAUGGCUCGAAAACAGAUACCCAGGAUGUGCUUGCGACAUCCCGUCGCAUGCCUACACUCUCAACUUUGCUCUCAACCCAGACUGGCCUCGUUUCUUUUCGUAUGCUCCCGACAUACAAAAGUAUCUCGAAAAGGUCUGCGAUGUGUUCGAUUUGCGCAAGUAUAUGACAUUCAAUACCGAAGCUAUCAGAGCCGAGUGGCAAGACGACGUGGGUAAGUGGAAGGUCACCCUCUGCCAAAAGACCUCAUCUGGUGAAGAAAGAGAGUUCCAAGAGGAAUGCGAUCUUCUUCUCUACGCUUCAGGUAUUCUGAAUAACUACAAAUGGCCUGGCAUCAAAGGUAUGAACAGUUUCAAAGGUCGCAUCGUUCACACAGCAACAUGGCCGAAGGAUUACCAAAGCGAGCAAUGGAAGAACGACCGUGUAGCUGUUAUCGGAUCUGGCGCUUCUUCCAUUCAAACCGUGCCCAACAUGCAGCCGCACGUAAAGCACAUGGAUAUCUUUGUUCGAACCGGGGUGUGGUUCGUCCAGAUUGCGAACAACUUUGGCCAGAACAAGGAGUACUCGCAAGAAGAACGCGAUGAGUUCCGGAAGGACCCGAGGAAGCUAGUCGCACAUGCUAAAGAUAUUGAGAACCAGGUCAACGGACUUUGGGGAGCGUUCUAUGCUGGAAGUGAAUCGCAAAAGGGUGCACAAGCCCUGUUUAGAGAAAGAAUGAAGGAGUUCCUCAAGGAUGAGCGACUCUUGAAAGGCUUCACCCCGAAGUUUGAAGUUGGCUGCCGUCGUAUAACCCCAGGCGACCCGUACAUGAAGGCUGUCCAGGAGCCAAACGUCAACGUUCACUUCACAGCCGUCAACGAGAUCACUGAAAAGGGCGUUGUUGGUGCAGACGGCAUCGAGCGCGAAGUUGACACCAUCGUUUGCGCGACCGGAUUCGACGUAACGUAUCGCCCCCGCUUCCCCAUCAUCGGUAAAAAUGGCGUAGACCUCUACGAAAAGUGGAAGAACGAACCUGAAGGCUACCUUGGUCUCGCAUGUCCUGAUAUGCCGAAUUGGCUGAUGUUCAUCGGACCAACCUGGCCUGUAGAAAACGGUUCAGUCACCGGUCCACUGCUGGCAGUCGCCGAAUAUACAAUUCAAAUCAUCAAGAAGAUGCAACGCGACCAUAUCAAAUCCUGGGUUCCGCGACAAGACAUCACAGAUCAGUUCAACGAACAUGCGCAAGAGUGGAUCAAGCACACCGUCUGGAAAGAUGAUUGUAGAUCCUGGUAUAAGAACAAUGACACCGGACGCGUUAAUGCUGUCUGGCCAGGCUCAUCAAAUCAAUAUGCCGAAGUUAUCGAGACUCCGCGAUACGAGGACUUUGAUAUUGAGUACCUGCAUAAGAACCCUUGGGCGCAUCUGGGUAUGGGAUAUGCGAAGCGUAACAAGCAGUUUCCAGAGGCUGAUGUCAGCCCAUACCUGCAACUGGAGAACAUUGAUCCGGAAUGGCUGAAGGCUAUUGGGUACGACGGACCGGCGGGUGAGGUGCAGAAGGCGAGAGAGCAGAAGGAGGAAGUGGAGGUGAAGAGAUUGGGAGCGGAUGCAGGGCUUGGUCAUGUUGAUGGGAAUACAUUGACACAGUAG
Alternaria atra is the source of this 1857-nucleotide messenger RNA. RefSeq lists its product as uncharacterized. Gene Ontology annotation, molecular function: N,N-dimethylaniline monooxygenase activity; NADP binding; flavin adenine dinucleotide binding. NCBI's taxonomy places the organism in Eukaryota, Fungi, Ascomycota, Dothideomycetes, Pleosporales, Pleosporaceae. The record is from RefSeq and is a predicted model, not a curated record. Bases 1 to 1857 code for a protein of 618 amino acids. The transcript is spliced from 4 exons.